Onychomys torridus (southern grasshopper mouse) is the source of this 1029-nucleotide messenger RNA. Its product is annotated as zinc finger protein Pegasus-like. Lineage: Eukaryota; Metazoa; Chordata; Mammalia; Rodentia; Cricetidae. The record is from RefSeq and is a predicted model, not a curated record. The transcript has a single exon. Gene Ontology annotation, biological process: regulation of transcription by RNA polymerase II. The coding region runs from base 1 to 1029 and encodes 342 amino acids. Gene Ontology annotation, molecular function: DNA-binding transcription factor activity; RNA polymerase II cis-regulatory region sequence-specific DNA binding.
AUGCUGGGCGACUUGGAAAGGACCUGGGACCGGAAGCUGCAGUGCCCGUACUGCAGCUACGCCAGCCAGAGGACGGAGCGGCUGGUCGAGCACACCCGGAUCCACACGGGCGAGAAGCCGCACCGGUGCCACCUCUGCCCCUUCGCCUCCGCCUACGAGCGCUACCUCGAAGCCCACAUGCGCUCGCACACGGGAGAGAAGCCGUACAAGUGUGAACUGUGCGCCUAUCGCUGCAACUACAGGAGCAACCUGUCCCACCAUCGAAGGCGCAGGCACAAGCCGUUGCCGCUGACCGGGCCCCGGGCCGCCUCCUUCACCAGCAUGAAAACGUGGGGGGACCUGCAGAGUAAAAACAACGCGGAGGAUGGCAAACGAGGGCUGCUCAUCACCUUAGGUCCACCCUCUGUGGUCGUUCAGAAACCAGACUACCCCAGUGAUUUUAUGCACAAGGUCCCCAGUGUUCAGAAUGACUUCUACGACCGCAUGGAUAAAGCUUCGGUGUGCGGACUGCCGAGGGACCCUGAAGAACUCUUGCUUGUGGACAAUGCUUUGAAUCAGAUGUCUACUCUCGGGGGAUGCUUGUCUAGGUUGCCACCCGAGCACCAAAACCUGGCCUCCGCUGAUGGAGACUCCAGCCUGGAGGAAAACCUUUUCAUGAUUCAACAGCUCUCUGCCCAAGGGAGUGCCCCACAGAGCUCCCCCAUAGCCCUGGAGCCUCCUCUCCCACCAUUUAGUCAGAGGGACUGCAGUCCAUUUGCAGGGCCCAGCAGCCAGCCAAGUGACUGCACCAGCACCCCCAUCUUUGGAAACAGCCAGCCUAGCACUCCGGCCCUAACUUUGCCGAUGGAGGACCCUCAGCUUCUCUACCAUUGCCAGCACUGUGACAUGUACUUUGUAGACAAUGUCCUUUACACUAUUCAUAUGGGAUGCCAUGGGUAUGACAAUCCUUUUCAGUGUAACAUAUGUGGACACAAUUGUAAAAACAAGUACGAUUUUGCCUGUCAUUUUGCAAGAGGCCAACAUAACUAG